AUGGAUGCAACCGCAACUAUUGACUUCUUAAAUGAUGUGAAGUCUAAAUUAAGGAGAUCAGCAUCAGACCUAUCAAAAUGGAAACUUUAUAAUUCCGCGAGGUGGUCUUCUGAGGCUAUUUUGGGGAUGUGCGACAUCACUGACUUAUCAACCGUCAAUCCUUACAUGGAGGACGACGAAUCUCCUUUGAAGGGAAGGAAAGGUAUACCGGAUCCAGAAAAUAAUCGAAGAAACUCAGAUGACUUAGACAAUAUGACAGGUAAAGAAUACGACCUCUAUCUAUUAGCAAGCACUCUUUUUGAUUGUAAGGAAUUCGAUAGAUGCGCAUAUUACCUUACAGAUGCCGAUCAUCCAUGCUUGAAAUUCCUUCAACUGUAUAGCAAGUAUCUCUCUUGGGAUAAGAAGACUCAAGAAAAUCUCGAAAGCACCUUGGCGCUGGGAAAGUCUCGUGGCGGAGAAGAUGACGGUAACGAUAUCGAUGGGAAAAUUGCCAACAACGCAGGACUUAAGCGAUGUGAUAUUGACAGCGAUACGAAUAAUAAAUCCCAAAAAAUUAUUGAUAUUGGUAAUGGUGACACAACAAGCAUAUCGAUACUAAUAAAAGAUUUGAACAAAUUUCUAGAAUUACAUGAUAGUGAUACAAGUCUGGGAACUGCACUAUUAUAUUACUUGCGGGGCAUCCUUUAUAAAAGCCAAGACAUUAAUUCUACUGCUAUGACAUCCUUUCUCAAGUCAGUGACACUGUAUCCUCAUAAUUGGGCAUGUUGGUGGGAGCUUUUAAAUUGCUUGGCAAGACCAGAUGAAUCUUUGCUGCUGCUUAAAUUGCUGAAUGAAAAGUUUGGGAUGGACCAGCACAAUUCAGGCUCUACUAGUGGCCAAAUAAUGUUGAGGUUUUUCAAGCUUUCCUUAUUUCAAGAGUUUAGUGGCAACAUUGACGAUUUCAUUGAGGAACUGGAUUAUCUACUUAACAUAUUUCCAAAUUUUGCAUUCCUAAAAACACAGCACGCUCUCAUCAACUAUCAUUACAUGGAUUAUGUGAAUUCCGAAUUGAUAUUUGAUCAAAUAAUAAAACUCGACCCCUAUCGCCUGGAUGACCUCGAUGUUUAUUCCAAUAUCUUAUACGUGAUGCAAAAAUCAUCGAAACUUGCGUAUUUGGCACAAUUUGCAUCUGGAGUGGAUAGAUAUCGACCAGAAAGCUGUUGCAUUGUUGCCAACUAUUAUAGUGCGAAGCAAGAACAUGAGAAAUCAAUUAUGUAUUUUCGAAGAGCUCUUACUCUGAACAAAAGCUGCACUAGUGCAUGGACUUUAAUGGGCCAUGAAUUUGUCGAGUUGAAAAACUCUCAUGCCGCUAUAGAAUGCUAUCGCCGGGCAGUAGAUAUCAAUUCUCGAGAUUUUAAGGCUUGGUAUGGAUUAGGGCAAGCUUAUGAAGUAUUGGACAUGCAUCUUUAUUCGCUCUAUUACUUUCAGAAAGCAUGCUCCCUCAAGCCACUUGACAAGCGUAUGUGGCAAGCCCUGGCUAGCUGUUAUGAGAAAAUUGGAAACUCGGAAGAAUCCAUCAAGUGUUACGUCCGAGCGUUACAGCUUUCAAUCAAUAGUGACCAGGAUACUUCUAUUUUGUAUCGCCUAGCAUUACUUUACGAAAAAUUGAAGGACUCCGAAAACUGUGAAAACUAUAUGGUAAAGUGUGUUGAGGCAGAACAGAGCUCAGAUGGGCUUGUAACAGACGAAACUACAAAAGCUCGCCUUUGGCUCGCUAGAUACCAAGCUAAACAUAAAAAGUUUGCUGAGGCGUACAAUUAUGCAUUAGGAGUCACGCAUGGUACCUCUCAGGAAAUUGAAGAAGCAAGAUCCAUAGCGAGAGAGUGCCGAAGGAGGAUGGAGUAG
Molecule: messenger RNA, 1884 nt
Organism: Lachancea fermentati
Lineage: Eukaryota; Fungi; Ascomycota; Saccharomycetes; Saccharomycetales; Saccharomycetaceae
Source: the annotation of a GenBank genome assembly